GGCUGUUCCAACUCCAGUUACUGACUUACUGUUAGUGUCUUACUAGUACUACAUUAUUAUAUAUAGUCUUCUUCUUAGCUUACAUUAUCUCUCUCCCAAAUUCUCUUCUUCAACACCACCACCACCACCAUCACCACCACCACAACAGAGCCGCCCUCGAGGCGUACUCGAAACUCGAAAGGUGUAAGCAUGAUUACCCAAAAGAAAACAGUAAAUGGUGUUGGAGGAAAGACAUCAAGGGCAUGCGAAAGCUGCCUUAAGAGGCGCGCCAGAUGGUUCUGCGCCGCCGAUGAUGCUUUCCUUUGUCACGCCUGCGACUCGUUAGUCCAUUCGGCUAACGAACUCGCUGGCCGACACAAGCGAGUCCGCCUCGAGUCUAAGCUAAUUAACACACAACCAUUACCACCACCACCACCGCCACCACCACCAGAGUCUUCCUGCUGGCACCAAGGGUUCACAAAAAAGGCCCGCACCCCUCGAAAUAAUAAUAAUAAUAAUAAUAACAACAAUAAGGCAAGAAAACCAUCUUUUAGUAGUAAUAAUAAUAAUAGCUACGAGAUGCGGGUUGUGCCGGAGGUGGGAAAUGAGGAUGAUGAAGGAUCAAUCGAAGACCGGAGCGAGGCGGCCGCGGUCUUUAGUGUUCCUUCCUUGGAAUUUGAUAAUCAUCUCUUUCAAAAUAAUAAUGCUUUUGAAGAGGGUGGUGAUUUGUUGAUUGGUUUUGAAGGAGAUAAUAAUGAUUGGGAGAAUUACUUACCGCCAGGAUUUCUUCCCUCCGACAACGACCUGGCGGAGUUUGCAGCGGAUGUUGAGAGUUUGUUAGAGCAAGAGGUGGCGGAGGAAGGCGGCGUCAAAGGUGACGAGGAGGCGAAUGAUGAGUUUCAACUUAUUUAUCCGGGUGUGAAGGUUGAAGAAGAGGGUGAUAUUAGUACAAAUGAUCAUUGCUACUUUGAUUGGUCUAUAGAUAUGGAGAGUGAAAUGUUUAACUUUGAUUUGAAUAAUAAUUGUGGUGAUGAAGAAGAGGAAGAAAACGGUAAGGAAGGGGUGGUGCCGAAACACGAGGUGGCCGAGGUGGCGGAGGAGGAGGAGGAGGAGGAGGAGCUAGAGAAGAGUAAUGAUAUGAAUGCUUAUAAUAAUAGUAAUAAAAGGAGGAAGAUACUACUUAGGUUAAAUUAUGAAGAGGUAAUUAAUGCAUGGGCUAGCCAAGGUUGUGUAUCUCCAUGGACCACCGGUCGCCGCCCGGAGUUCGAUCUUGACCAUCAUGGCUUCCCCUAUUGCAUGGGCGGUACGUUCACCAACCGGCCGGGUGAGGAAUGGACGGGAGUAAGAGGAAACAUGAAUGGUGGGGACGAAGGAAGAGAAGCAAGAGUAUCAAGAUACAGAGAAAAGAGAAGGACAAGAUUGUUUUCAAAGAAGAUAAGGUAUCAAGUUAGGAAAUUGAACGCAGAGAAGAGGCCUCGGUUGAAAGGACGGUUUGUCAAACGCACAUCCCUUUCACAAGUAGUAGGAGACUAGGAGUCAGAGUUUAAUCCAAUUUCCCUAUCUAAUUAUCUCAAUAAAUAACAAUUAGCCUUUGUUGGUUUGGUUAAUUAAUUACUAUCGUUUUCAUGUA
Molecule: messenger RNA, 1609 nt
Organism: Spinacia oleracea (spinach)
Lineage: Eukaryota; Viridiplantae; Streptophyta; Magnoliopsida; Caryophyllales; Amaranthaceae
Product: zinc finger protein CONSTANS-LIKE 16
Exons: 2
Coding region: 190-1512 (440 amino acids)
Biological process (GO): regulation of DNA-templated transcription
Cellular component (GO): nucleus
Molecular function (GO): zinc ion binding; protein binding
Source: RefSeq, a predicted model, not a curated record